AUGAAAAUAGUUCUCACCAUAAUUGUCAUGGUUGGCGUUGGGUUUUGCCAUCACCGAGGACGCAACUGCGUUGGAAAAUGUUGGAACCACAUGAAACCACCACCACCACCACCUCCACCUCCACCGUAUCUACGUGGUUUGGACCAACAGGCUCGGGAUGAGUACUCUGCGAUUAUAACCAAUAAUGCAAUGACCAUCGCCGAGAAAAAUCAAAAAAUUGAGAAGUGGGCGGAGAAACAUAGAAUUCUGGAUGAAGUACACCGAUUUAAUAACCAUACCGAGAGGAUGAAAGUUGAGAUGAAGAGAAACGUCGCGAGACUUAUCAUGGAACUGCCACAGGCUAUGUACAAGCAUUCCCUUAUUAUGGAAAACGUGCAUCAAACCACACUCGAGAGGCACUAUGCUAUACAAAAACUUGAUGCAGAAGACCCACAGCUUUAUCGGGUUUUGAAGUUCAUCAUUAAACAGUUCAUGCCUCGCCAUGAAGAAAAUGGUGGAGUUGCUACAGUAGCACCAUAUUUUCCCAAAAAUACCAAUGGAAUCCAGGGAAAUCUAUGGUUGACCAAAGAUGGAUUUAAACAUCUGGUUGGAUACACAUAG
Necator americanus (New World hookworm) is the source of this 600-nucleotide messenger RNA. RefSeq lists its product as uncharacterized. The coding region runs from base 1 to 600 and encodes 199 amino acids. Lineage: Eukaryota; Metazoa; Nematoda; Chromadorea; Rhabditida; Ancylostomatidae. The record is from RefSeq and is a predicted model, not a curated record. The transcript is spliced from 4 exons.